AUUUAUUUGAAAUAAGCAGUUUCAGUUAAUAACGUAUAGUGUUAGUAAUGUUAUUGUUUUCGCCUAUUACGUGGAUGGUCGACGCAUCAAUUGGGGUGUCCAAAACGCUGUAAUAGCGUUGACCAGCAGUUUGGAGGAAGACAUGCAGCGGGCUCGUUCAACAUGGCGAACUGAUUUCUAUCUAGAGUCUUUCCACUGGGAUAAUUUAUAUUACGGCUGUUCACGUACGCCUUCGAACCAGAAUCACACUGACUACAUACAAAAAUCUUUGGACAACAGAGAAAGCCAAGAAACCCAUCCCAACACACCAAAAGGACGUCUGGACGACGUACAGAAAGGUGUGAAACACGAACAAAAGACACAAGAAAAUAUAAAUAAUUCUCAAAGCCCCAAGGAUAAUAUAAAUCCAUACACUGGGGAAAUUGGUGGACCAGCAGGGCCCGAGCCAACAAGAUAUGGUGAUUGGGAGAGAAAAGGAAGAGUGACAGACUUUUAGACUUGUUCAUUUUCUACCUUGUUUGAUUGUUUUGUGUUAAAUAUCAUUUUUAACUAUGAUAAAAAUUACAAAAUAAACAUGUAAUAUAUAACUUUUAAUGCACUGUGAAUCUUGACUAAAUAUAUAGUUUGUUAUGUAUUAUAUACUAAUAAUACUAUAAAUCUAAAUUCUUUUCAAUGAUCAAUUUUGGUAUUCAAAAUUGGCCUACUAUAAUGUGAAAUGAUUAUUUUGCGAAUCUGAAGUGAAUAAAUGUUGCUCUACUCUAGGGGUCUUCAACUUAAAACAUGUCGCGGGCCACUUUUUGAAAUUUAUUGACUACUCGGGCCGCAAACCAAAGAAAAUGGGUAUCUGAAUGUAUUAUGUUGAAAUUACACUUGAAUAUAACAGCAAACGAGACAUGAAACAUAUUCAUUUACUUGUGCUGCAUAUUUGGUUUCGAUUUUUGGCCUUAUUUUUCGUUGGUUUGCUAGUCUUAAGACAGCAUGCAAAUGCUCGUCUGUUGGUAUUGCUAGUUAAUCUCUGGCCCACUUGCCAUACCCAUCACCUCACCAACUGUGUGAGAAAGUGGGUAAGCAAUGCUGAAAGAAAGAUUCUAUAUGAACAUAGUAGCUUACAUAUUGGUUGGACAUCUUCGGAGUGAAAAUUGUUGUUUCUGUGUUAGGCAUAAUUUAAAAUUAACUGACCAAUAACGCUUGGAAAUUAACAUACCUCGUCAUUUCACUGAUGUGACUGUAGGCCUAUUGAUUAUUUCGAGACUUGCUGGUAAGGCUGACCAGGAGGUUUCAUAUUCCUAUUUUGCUUAAUAAUUGUAUUAUUUUUGGGUGCAUCCUGAUAGCAAAGAAUUCGAAUUAUUUUUGUUUAUUUAAACCAGGUCUAUAGCUUUGCUAAAAUCAACCAUUAUCAUUCAUUUGAAAAUUUUCAAAUAUCUAUUGUGUAUGUUUGUAAAAUAUUUACAAACCCUUGGAUAAUUUGUAUUUGAUGUAUGUGCAGGCUAGUUUAGAUGGUCAUAUUGAUAACAUGUUUUAUUUUUACAUAAUCUGUUACUCUGAAAGCUCUCAAUCAGUAAUAUUAUGCAGGCAAUAGUUGCUGAUGUUAAUAAUGUUGUAUUUGAUAUGGAAGUUGCAAUGGAACAACAACUGGGAGUUCAGCCCCUGCCUUUUCCUGGAAUGGAUAAGUCUGGGGCAUCUGUGUGUCAUUUUUUCAAGCAAAAUGUCUGUGCUAGAGGUGUAAACUGCCCAUUUCGUCAUGUUUUGGGUGACAAAGCAGUUGUUUGCAAACAUUGGCUUCGUGGGUUAUGCAAAAAGGGAGAUCAAUGUGAGUUUUUACAUGAGUAUGAUAUGAGCAAAAUGCCUGAGUGCUAUUUCUACUCAAAAUUUGGCCGAUGUGACAACAAGGAUUGUCAAUAUCAGCAUAUUGACCCUGCUAGUAAAAUAAAGGAUUGCCCUUGGUAUGAUAGGGGGUUUUGUAAACAUGGUCCUCACUGCAGCAAGAGGCAUAAAAGAAGGGUUAUGUGUAUAAACUAUCUUAUUGGAUUUUGCCCUGAUGGGAAAAAAUGUAAAUAUACCCAUCCAACAUGGGAUCUUCCUACUGUGGAACCGAAAGGAGCGAAAUGUCACAUAUGUGGAGAAUUUGGGCAUAAAGUGGCAACUUGUCCACAAAAUCCAUAUCGAACCUCUGAAGCUGAUACUAACAAAAGCAUGCCUAAUGGAAUCCAUGCCACCACACCACAGUUUGGUGGGCUUGUGCUUCACAUAACUCGACCAAACAUGACUCCAACCAUACCCAUGCCAUCAUCGAAUCUUGGUGCAGGAAUACUAGGUGCGAUGCCGAACACAUCUCUAACUGGCUUGUCACCAACGUCUGUUCCUCGUAUGAGACCCAUGAGGGAUUUAUCAAGAGUCACUUGUUUCAAGUGCGGGAAGAAAGGACAUUACGCUAAUCGUUGUAAUGAAAUUGCUUCAUUUCCAAUGCCAUUCUUGUCUAAACCAGCAACUUGAAGGAGUUUCUGAUUGUAGAAUUCUUUGAACUUGUGCUGUGGUUUCAAGUCCAAAUGAUUGCUUGAAAGAGUGAAGCAGAUAUAAUUUCAGCGCCAUGAGACUAUAUUCAAAAAAACAUCCACAUGCCUUGGUGUAUGUAUUCCCAUGAAAAAGCAAGAUUUCUUUGGGUAGCACACACAGCUUACAUUAAACCAGUCUAUUCCAUAAGGAACACAAUUUCAUGCUUGUUUGGUUUGGUUGUCAUAUGGAAAACAUUGCUAAAUUGAGGUAAUCCACAAAACUUAUCUUGCUCUGUGCAAUUGCCGGAGUUAUCCUAACAUCUCCGCAUAUAAUUUGAACUGCCUUCAGUAUUGCUGUGCUUAUAUUUAUUUUAUAGUGAUCGGACGGUCCAUGGGCACAAAAUUAACUUAUUGAUUACUUCCAUAAAUUGUUCCUAAAAACUGAUUUUCUCUACUGCGAACAUUGCUUUCUAUCAUUCAUAAGUUGUUCAAUGUUUAAUAACCUUUUUUCAGUGGCUUCGUAGCUUUCAAGUAUCAUUUCUUUUGGUAAAUGCUCGUAACUUCACCAAAUGUUAGGAAAAUCUGGACAUGGGAGUGUCAAUUCAAGUUCAGACUCCACUCUAACAAAUCCUUGGUAAUGAUUGUUUACAUCUAUGAAUUUCUGUUGUAUUGAACGAAUAUGUAUUUCUCUAUCUUGUUUGAACAAUCUUUAAAUACAAUAUACAAAAAUGCGA
This is a messenger RNA of Styela clava, 3226 nucleotides long. NCBI's taxonomy places the organism in Eukaryota, Metazoa, Chordata, Ascidiacea, Stolidobranchia, Styelidae. The record is from RefSeq and is a predicted model, not a curated record.